This is a messenger RNA of Dissoconium aciculare CBS 342.82, 885 nucleotides long. RefSeq lists its product as uncharacterized. Lineage: Eukaryota; Fungi; Ascomycota; Dothideomycetes; Mycosphaerellales; Dissoconiaceae. Bases 1 to 705 code for a protein of 234 amino acids. The record is from RefSeq and is a predicted model, not a curated record. The transcript is spliced from 3 exons.
AUGUCGGACUCGGGUUCAGAGGCUGACUCUCGAGCUGAUACUGUCGGAAGGAAGCGCAAGAGAGUUACUGGCGUCGACUACUCGAAUGUCACGACAUCGAUACAGAUCUCCGAUACCGAAGACACAGAUACCUCACGCCCUUCAUCACGUAGGAAUAGCGAAAAUCAUGUUGUGUAUGGCUACAAAGAUUCUCCGACCAAUGCCCCUCUCGAAGGUCGACCUCCCAGCCCGGGACUGAGUAUUGAAGGUGGCGAAGUGGCAGCAUCGACGCCACGUUCAAAGGAAAGCGGCGAACUGUCCAGUGAUGAUGAAGAUAGUCCAUCAGAUCUCUGCUCACCUGGCGAAUCUAGCGGAGAAGAAACGUCGUCGCAUGUUGGUGACGACUCUGAUGAUGAUAGCAGAGAUGGUGGUUCCGAUCGUUCGCCCAGUUCAACCGGCAUGUCCAUCUCCUCGGGUGAUGACUAUGAGCCUCUUGGAACUGCUGACAAUCACAGCGACCGUACCGAUCUUCGCCUCCAAGAUGUCACUGAGUCCGAACAGAGCUUGCAUGCGAGACAUGCGAACCACUUCAUCGUCGCCAAGAGCGAUCUACAGUCCAAAGAUGGAGUUGAGACUGGAGAUCAGGGAAUCGAGGACACAGUUGAUGAUGGGUAUGGCUGGCAGAUGAAGCUGUUGGAUUCGCUACUGGAUGACGAACGAGGUUGACGGAGCAUGCGGGCGCUGUAGCAACAAUGUAAUACUGUACAAUAAUGUAGGUUUAUGAUUGUAAUCACUGUCCGACCAAGCCAUUCUUCGAGGUCAGAUGUGGCCAACGUCACCCAUCGAUGAGAGUCUCGCAUGCAAAUAUUUUUAAGCAAUAUUACUCUCCAUAGGUAUAUGAGCAGG